Molecule: messenger RNA, 11218 nt
Organism: Xyrichtys novacula (pearly razorfish)
Lineage: Eukaryota; Metazoa; Chordata; Actinopteri; Labriformes; Labridae
Source: the annotation of a GenBank genome assembly
GGGUUCAGAUUUGAUUGUUUUUUGAGCUGUUCAUUUUAGUCGUACCAUAAAUGUCUGUUGUUGCAGCAAUAAAUAUAUUUUAAUCAUCUGCUGGUAUCAUCUCACUUUUUUAAUAAUCUGAUCAAAUAAGUAAAAGGGGAUAGAAACUGUUCUGCAAGAGUCUGACUUAAGUGCACAUGAAGCAAAGUACCAUCUCUGUGUACAGCCCUGGUAUCUCAUACCAUCUAGUUGCUGCAACACUACAUACUGUCCAUGACUUUGUCAACGAUUUGUGAGUGACUUUCAAUGAAUGUUGCAAGGAAGUUGCUAGAGAUAGAGACAUCUCCACAGCCAGAUUUCGAAAGACGAAACUAUCCCUGAAGAUGACGGGCAAAACCACAUAGAAAAAACAAGAGUAGCUGGUUGCAGCAAAUCUCUGCUGGUAGUAAAUAAGACCAUCUAACCAACUAAUGUUGUUCUUCGUCGUGUCUUAUUUUGAGCCAACAGACUUAAAGAGGCUGAUGUUUUAACUUGCAGUUAGGAAUUCGUCCAGGUUUCCCAACACAAAGAUACUGACGGUUCAGCCAGAAAAACAUAAACACCUGGUGAGCUUGAAAUACUCUUCAACAAAAUGAAAACUUCACAGAACUAUUUGAUAUGUCCCAGACAACAGAGCACUCUUUUACCAGAGAACAGGCUUGACUUUACACAAUAGAACAGACUGGUAACAGUAGACUGUAUAAAGAUGCAGUCUUUGCUGGUAACACACAGGCUGCAGGCUCAGGUCUGCAGGAGCCCAGCAGAGGGCGCUCACCUGACACACCUUUGACACUUUUUCUUUUAAUGUUGAUCACUUACUUGAUAAAAUUAGCCUACACAAUCUGUAAACUUUGUUGAAUUUAUUUAUGGACGUGAAGGGAAGUGCUGUGAUUCAUCACUGCAGACAAAGAAGGACUGAACUAACACAUGAAGCUACAGGCCCGAGUUACAAUCUCCUCACGUGUCUGUGUCAAUCAAAACCUGUUCCUGCAGGGCAUGAGGAGAGAGAGAGAGAGAGAGAGAGAGUCUGCAUGCCAAGGUCUGUAAAUUCAUUAUCCAUGUCCAAUGAAGAACAUUCAUGCACAAACCCUCCGUGAAUGAGACCAAAACACAGUUGUUUAUAUCGAAACUGACUAAACAGACUGCACUUACCCUCAUAAGGAACAUUUUAAAGACAUCAAACAGAUCAGUUUGUACUUCUACUUGACUUCUUUUUUUGCAUUCUUUUUUAUUUGCAGCAAUGGCGGUUCUCGGCCACCGUAUUAUUCAGAGACACCAAAUAAAACGCAGUCUGUUUUAUUACUCCCUCACUGGAGCUUUAAAGUUUCAAGCAGCUGCGUUUACAUGUUUUCCGAAAAUCUCUUAAUUUUUAUAUUUUUGUUUGUUUAUUUAUUUAUUCAUUUAUUUAUUUAUUUUUCAAUAAAGAGUCAACGUGAAACAAAUUUAGAGAGAGGCAGAAGGAGAGAGACCUUUUUUUUUUUUAAUAAAAAAUAAAAAAAGAAGGAGAGAGCGAGGGGGGGUUAAAAAUGUAAGGAUAUUCACGUGAUGUCCAAAUAAUCGGAAAUUUAAUUUUUUACUGUAAAAAUUACCAUAGUAUUUCUUCAGAGUUGGAGAAACAGUUUAAAACAUGGCAGACUGUGGUGAUUGUUGGCACUAUGGGCCGAAUUGUCAGUUUCGACGACCAUGUCUUUAUUAUGUUGGCUCAUUAACUCAUGGGACAAAACACUGAACUAACUGCGCGAAGGGGACGAUCCGAUUGGCAGUGAACGCCGCAUGUUACUUUGGCUGGAGCUGCAGUUUGCCGUGAUUUUCGAGUCGACUGAGAGGGUUACUAUGACUGAGGCAGAGUUGUACACCCUGUACAAAGGAAUCUAUUUACCUUCGGCUCUGCAUCCUCCAGAGAGCCUCAGGUUCUAUGAAGACUUCACUUUCCGUCCUGAUGACAUCCUCAUAGCAACAUACCCAAAGUCAGGUGAGUGUGUUCAUGUGUUUGUGUGAUACAUGGAUACGAGGUUGCUGCUGUGCUGUGCAGUUGAUAAACUGCAUUAAGAGGACAAUAUGAGACAAGGAAGACGGUUUUGUGGAGGAUUCUUGCAGACUGGGGUUCAGGAUUUAAAACUAUGUUUUGCAUGUGUGUGAUGUGGACAACAAGACGUUCAGAAUUAAGUGUGCACUCACCCACUCAGGCCCCACAGAGCAGAACAGAGGGUGUGUGUUUGUCCGAGCUUUGGAGUUUCUCCCUCUUCACCAAAGAAAAAGAGUUAGAGUAGCCUACACUAAAUAGCCUAAAAGAACUACAUGUGGUAUAAACUGGCACGCCUGAAACAGCCAGAGGAGCUAUUAAAGAAAUUAUGUGGAGAAAAGGUUGAAGAGAUUGAAGUCUUAGUUCAGUUAGGUAUCAGUAGUAGUUACACACUGUUGCUGUUUAAGGGGGAAAAUAAAAAAGGGGGACUUACACCAUGAUCUGUUUUUUUCCAGCAUUUUGUAGCUCUGCACUUUUCUGUCUCUCCUUGGUGUUUGAUAGGACAGUUGCAUACUAGAACCAGUUCCAGCCUGCCAAAUAUAAGGGUGGGCUGGUGAAAGUUUAGUUGUGAAACUCUGCAUCGCUGAAAAGGUUUGUUGAAACACUGUAAGGCCCAAGGAAAAGGAGGAGGGCAUCCUGAUUGAACAAUUGGUGAGGCAUUCAGAUGACACAUUAUCCAUGUUCGUAUGAGAGAUGAUACGAGUUGAUAUUCUGAAAAAGGUUUACAGAGGGUGUUUUUCAUGUUUCAAUGUUUAGAGGGCAACCAGAGGGCAUGUUUACAUGACUGUAUCCAGGGGAGAAAAACAGAUGUUAUUUAGCAAUCAUUUUUUGACUGGAAGUGCAUCCAGAGGGACAUAUUUAACAUUUUUUGUACUAGAAGAUGUUCAGAGAGUGUCACAUUUUAGAAGUUUAAUCAAAAAAAGGAAAGGACUCAAAUGCAGGACAACAAAAAGGAUUUAUCCAAAAAGAACUAAAAGAAAAGUAACAAAGACUUACUUUAAAUGUCCAACUCAAAAAUCCAAGAAACACAAAUGACAAAAUCCAAAGAACCGAAAACCACAGGGAGAUACUAGAGACAACAAACACACACAUUCACAAUGACCCAACAAAGAAACAGGGGAAGACAAGGACUUUAAAUACACAGGGAAACGAGAUACGAGAGGCAGGUGAGACAUUAAGACACAGGUGCAGACAAUCACAGAGGAGGGAAAGCUGAGGUAGUAAAACAAGACUAGAAACACAAGGAAUGAACUUCUACAAAAUAAAACAGGAAACACUGAUCACUGAUGAUGAAUAAAACACUGAGAACAUGAGGGAACUGGGAUCAGACACAAACUGAAAACUCACAAGACAGGACUAAAGCAGAACAGGAACAAUAGGGAACAGAAACAUUAGGGAAAAUCACAAAGAAAAUGCACUCAAAAGACCAAAACCAGGGGAAAACUAAAUACCAGAACAUGUAUCAUGACAGAGAGUAAUUUUUACACUGAGUCUGCUGUGCUGGUAUCCACAGAGCACUCUUUUACAUUUUCACAUUACAGGAAAAGCAUCCAGAGGGUAAUAAUGUUGAUUUUACUAGUACUGGAAGGGCAUUCAGAGGACACUUUUUAACUACAAACCUUCCAGAGGGCCUUUAUUUUAUUUUUAUUUACUGGAGGGGCAUCCAGAUACUUUUUACAUGCAUCCACCAAAAACAACAUUCAGAUAAGACUUUUGUUACCUCAUAGGCUAUACCACUAGACAGGCAUUCACGGGAGCUUUUUUGUUUCACUCUCUAGGAGAGCAAAUUUGAGAGGAAUAAUCAUGCAUCUUCUAUGAGAAAAUUACCAGGAAUUUAAUUAUAAUUAAGAAAUUUCAUAAUGUUUAGCUUACUACAGGAGCAUCUAAGAAGGCGCUCUGAUACAUCUUGAUACAUAUAUUUUUUUAUGAGAUUCACACUGCAACAUUGAUCAUUGGCCAAAAAAAAAAAAACUUGGUCUGUUUUGAGGUGGUUUGUUAAGUAAGUCCCUGUACUGAAAGUUAUGUUUCAGCAGCCUAUAGAUAAUGGAAUGUGCAUGUCCUCUGGUCCAUGUGAGGAUCUUGGAUCUGAAUUACCUUUAGUUUUUAUGUACUCCGAUUCUGCAGAAGGAGUAAAAUACAGGAGAAAACAAAAUGUAAGGUAUCAUGUUGUGGAAAUUAUUGAUGAUAAAUAAACAAACUGGAAUCAGAGUUAACCCUUUAAUGCUUUUUGUAUCAUAUUUGAUACAUACUUUUAUAUACUUCUAUUAAAUCAAUAUGAUCAACAAAUUACAAAAAAAACAACAACUGAAUACAGUCCGAUAAAUGAUAAAAAUGUCCUCUUGUGGUUUAUCAGUUUCCAAAAACAUCCAAUGUAUCAUACGAGAUAAAAAAAUAUAUUUGUUAAAUCUUAAGGACAUUUUGAUUUAUUUGGUUUUCAGUAGUAAGUGAAAUAAACAUUUCAGCUCCAAAAAAAUUGAAUUUUUCUGGCCAGUUUAUGAAGUAAAUAUUUAGCAAAAACAGAGACAGCACUGUUGCUAGAGAGUCAGAGUGAACAGCACACAUACAGAGUCUGAACAGUCUGACACAGAAUGAAGAUAAAACACCAGAUUUAUGACCUAACUACUUCUGUAGAAGAAGAUGGUGUGUGCAACAGCUUGAUGGUUGAGCUCACUCCUGUCCGGUCCGUUCACUUCCCAUCCUGUUGAACUGCAGGUGAAAAUACCACAGUCAUAAAGUUCACUGAGUCAAGGUACAUGAUGGCACAAGCAUAACACGUCUUCAUAACAGCAUAUUUCAUCUCAAUACAGAAGAAAUUCCCACUUCACCACUGCACUCAUUGGCAGAGGCUGCUGUGCAAAAAGCUGGUCUGCACAUUAGGACUCAUAAUCAGACGUAUCCGUCCACCCAGGGGCAGUUUGAUGUGUUGCCUGAGGACACAUCGAUAUGUAGCCUGAGAUUAAAUCAGGACAACUUUACCACCCUCUGAGUCACUGCCACCUGUCACCUCUGAUAACCAGUUUUGACAAACUAUUCUAGUUUCAAGGCAGAUGGAGGAUGUGAGUUGUGACAAUACUGCUACUCUUUGUCUUUUACUUAUAUAGCACUGAUAUUUACGGUGGCAGAGAACUGCCACUGUUGCAAAUAAAAAAGGAUGCAAAAAAAAGAAGCCACAACGGAAGUUACCAGUGCAAAAAAAAAAGAAACCGAAGCCCGCUGCAAGUAAAAAAAGAAAGGGUGACGAUAUAAAAAAAGCCACAACAGAAGUUAACGCAAAAAAAAAAAGUUUCUUACUGCAAAAAUAAAAGGAUGCUGUUUGCAGCAGGCUUUGGUUUCUUUUCUUUUUUUUGCAUCGUUAACUUUCGUUGUGACUUCUUUUUUGCAUUCUUUUUUUUUAUUUGCAGCAGUGGCAGUUCUUGGCCACCGUAGCUAUUGUAUUGAUGUAUGUAUUGUCAGACUUCAUGCUACUGGUCUGCAGCCCAUGGGAUACAGAGGUCAGCUCAACAAGUUAAAAUUUCCUGAGAAAGUCCUUUUUUUUCCUGUAAUUUAAUUCAAAAAGUCAAACUUCAAAUAUUUCCAGAUUUUUUUUGUUUGAAUCUCGAAGAUCAGCUCGCAAAAAUCAAAAAGCCUCUAUCUCUAAGUCAGUUAUUUCAGUCUUGAAAGGUGAGGAAGGAAAUGGGGGCCAGGCAGCAGGGAUGAGCACAAGAUUGACAAACAAAGCAGAUUCAAUAACUUAGAGGACCUUCACAAAGACUGGACUGAGACUGGAGUCAGAACAUCAAGAGCCUCUACACACAGACAAGUCCAAGAGGUGGACAACAGGUGUUCUGUUCCCUCUGUAAAGCCCUAAGAGUCUCACCUGGACUGAGAAGAAAGCCAGUCAGUAAGGUUAGUAAGCACCCAUUCAUGCAGUUUCAAUAGAGCAGAGAAACACCUCCCAUAAUUGAAUAAAUGAGGCCUUGGUGUCAUAUUCACUUCCUCGAGGAACAGCAGCUGUCGUUCUUUAACUGCAGCAUCAAUCAACAUACUAAAUCUGUGCAAGGAUCCCCCUGACAUCACGUAUGUGUGUGUGCCAGGACAAUAUAUUCUCUUAUCACAGCAUCACGUGCAAGACAGCAUGACAAGGUUAUGAACAAUGAGACAAUUACUCAGUCAGCUCCUCUGGAUGAAUAGAUAGAUACUGUACAGUAGGCUUGUUGUUCCCCUUCGCUUGUUUCUAUCCACCCAACAAGAGUGAAACUCUGCAGCAGCUGUAUGAAGUUAAAGGGAUAUUCCGUCGUAAAUUUAAGUUAGGGUCAGUUAAACACACCUUAACACAGAGUAAGACACCCCCUCAAGAGAUGAAUGUUGCUGACUGCUUGCUUCUCUAGUUAUGCCAACUUUAGUAACGACCGCACGAUAGCAAUACACAGCGGUCUGAGGGGCCAUAAACAAACCUCAACCAAAAACGCCACUCUAUAGCCACAAAUAAUGCUCAGAACAGCACCUGACUUCAUCAACAGGACAUACAAGGUCCUAGCCAUAGUACUAGCCACCAAACAUAUUUUUAACUUUGCCUGAUUUCUUUAGAAAAGAGACUAAACACAAUUCACCUCCUCACUUCCAGCAGCCGCUUGUUUGCCACGAGACCUCAGGCCAGUCCAUUAUGGACUGGCAUGGUACAGUGGGGUGACGCAGCUCAAGGAAGAACAUUUCUGAUCAUUUCUUCAUGGAAAUGCAAUCCGACCGAGAUGCUAAGGCAGAAGAACUACUGCAUCUGUGGGAGCAUUCAAACUAAAUCAUUUCAGGUGUAAUCCAGCUGUUAUACAAGUAAAAGUGUUAAGAGAGCAAUCCACUCCAGAUUUUGAGACUGUACCACAACCUUUGUACUAAUUUCGGAUUAAUUAAAUUACUUCGCAGACAGAAACUGUUUUAAAUAAAAGGAAUGACUCAAAUGUUUUGACUCUGGUUGGACUACAACUAUAAGGUAUUUUAGUCUCUGUUCUGCCAAAGUCUGUAGCAGAGAGAGAGUACACCGCCCCUCUGUUUCAUGUGCAUACAUGAAAAGCCAAAGCAGGGAGAGCAGCAGCAGCCAACACCCUCCCACUGACCAGGUAAACCUGAGCUUCCAUAAAAGCACCAGCAGGGGAGGGAGAGCGGCAGCAAAACAGCUGUUGGGAAAUUCCUCUGGCUUCCUUGUGAUUUCAAAAAAUGCCAGCAGGGGGAGGAAGAUAUGCAAUUGAAUGGGAAACGAUCAUGAAAUAAUGAACACAGAAACUUUAGUCUUGCACACUGCAAAUUAUUUGGUUCUUACCAAGACUAAAAAAAACUUAGAUCUAAAAGUGUUAUUUAAUUUCUCUUGUUUUAAGACUUAAUUUCUUAUUUUAAGUGUUUAACUUUACACUAUAAUGUUAUAUCAAGCACAACCUUAUCUUUUUUUGUCUCAAAUAGGCACGAAAUCUUAAAAUGAGAAAAUUAACUGUUAAAAUAAGUUAUAUUCCAUCUUUCUCCCCAAGUCUCAUCUAAACGAAUAUUGUUUUAAGAUUAAGUAAGCCUUGUUUCGAGAUAAGCCUGCUUGGAUUGAGACAGAGCUUAGUCUUUCUUCACUAAUACUGGAUACUUUUUCUCUAAAUUUUUAGUUUUUGUUUAACUAAUCUGCAGCUUCGUUUGCUAAAAGUAAGAAAACCAAAUAUGUAGUUGCUUAUAAUAAGUAUGUUUCACUUAUUUUGAGGCUAUAAAAAAAGUUUACUUAUUAAGUUAUCUCAUCUUAAAACCAGCAUUUUUUCCUAACCAUAUACCUAUAUUUAGUGCAUUUCACUUAUUUUAGGGCUGUAAAACUUAAAUGUGAGCUAAUCUGAUUUUAAAACCAGCAUUUUACACUUAUUUUAUGCUUACAUUAAGUAUAUUUAACUUAUUUUGGGGCUGUAAAAGUUCAAUUUUAAGUAAUCUGAUCUAAAAAAAAAACAGCAUUUUUAGCUUACUUUAAGCCUUCCAAAUACAUUUGAAGACAUGCUUAUUUCUAGAUUUAACAGUUUAAUUCAAGAAAUCUUGUCAAGGGAAAUUAUCUUGCUGCACGGACAAAUAAUUUCACUUGUUUUUAGUACCUUUUCCCUCUGAUUUAGCAUUUUUAUCUUGUUUUUAGACCCCCCUGUUUUGCAGUGCAGCUUCUAUGUGAAAUGUCACUUAAUUAUUUGUUAUCAGAUAUCCUUUAUAUUAGAUGCUCUCCAAACAGCUUGGUCCAUGCAUGACCUCAGAGACAGAUGCUGAUUGGCUGUGUCAAAGUUAUGUUAAUGAGUGAGGUCCUUCGUGUUGUUUUUGGUUACUCACAUGAAGCCUCAUCUGAAUCAAUCAACAAGUCUGAUGGUUUGUUGAACAUGCUAGCUCCACAGCCCAUCAGAGUUGUACUGUAAGAAAACAAAGAGUGUGUUGUGUUCAGGGUGAUGAGAGGACAACGAGACUGGGCCAGGGUCCCAGUCAGGGUGAGAAAAAUGACAUCCCUCACAAAGGGAUGACAGAGGAGGGCGGUUUGAGACCUUGAACCCCUGAAAUAAAACCCACUUUCUUUGCCACAUGAUAACAGUGUCUUACUUGCUUUGUCAGCGAUAAAAAUCAAAAUAAAUCUGGAAAUGAUGUGCACGAACUAAACCACUCAUUCCAGCUCUCGUUUCCUUUGUGUAGGCACCACCUGGAUGCAGGAGAUAGUCCCUCUGAUCAUGAGUGGAGGAGAUCCAGCCUCUGUGGAGACUCUUCCUAACUGGGACCGAGUUCCCUGGCUGGAAGAGAAUCGUGCCUACACCCUGAACCUUGACCAGAGGCCGUCUCCUCGCACGUUUUCUACACAUUACAAAUACGAUAUGCUGCCACGGUCUUUCUUUGAAACAAAGCCAAAGGUAAGUCCGCCCCACAGUCCGUCUGAACUGACUCUGAAGUGAAACAUAAAAAACACUGAGGUUCAAAAACCUGAUGUUUGUACACUAUGUGAAAUAGAUGAUGGCUCGUAAGGUAACUGGGUUUAUUCGUAAAGUUGAAGAAGUAAUGCGUUGUUUCGCUUUUGUCUCGUCUUUUCUCAGUUUGACUGAUUUUAUUGUUGUAUAUGUAUAAGUUUUCUUUCAGUAUUGCAGUGAUAUUGUGAUAUUUUAUCGCCAUGGUAACUGUAAGUUAAAUUCUGAAAUCAUGACCGCCAUACCCUGAAGAAAAGUUCUUCUAACUAUCAAAUCAUUUGCUGACUUAAAGGGAUAUUCCGGUGUAAAAUUAAUUUAGGGUCAAACACACCAUCACAACUCACACAUGACUAGGAAAGACUCACAACUCACCUAAUCUCUUCCAGCAGCCAUUUGUUUGUAGCAAAACCUCAGGCAAGUCCAUCACGGAUUGCUGUGGGGUGACACAGCUCAAGGAAGAACAUUUAUGAUCAUUUCUUCAUCAUUUCCUUGAAGUAAUAAUCACCAUAAUAAUUUUGCACAGCGAACGUGGUAGUUCUUAUGCCUUAGCGUCUCGGUCUGAUUGCAUAUCCAUGAAGAAAUUACCAUAAAUGUUCUUCCUUGAACUGCAUGACCCCGCUACAGUCUGUGAUGGGCUGGCUUGAGGUCUCGCUACAAACAAGCGGCUGCUGGAAGAGAGUGGAUGAGUUGUGUUUAGUCUCUUUGCUAAAGAAAUUAGGCAAAGUUAAAAAGAUGUUUGGAGGCUACUACUGCGGCUAGGCCCCUGUAUUUACAGGUAUGUAUCCCUUUAAUGUCGCACAUUUAGAUAGGAUGUAUUGUGAACCCUGCAGAAUGUGUGAGACAGAGAAUGUUGAGUGGACUGGGGUUUGAUGCAUAUUUGUCGUUAUUUUAGGUCAUCUAUGUCAUGAGGAACCCUAAAGAUGUCUUCACCUCUGCCUUUCACUAUUUUGGGACAACAUCUUUCCUGGUAAAGCCAGGUCCACAGAGCGAGUUCCUCCACAAGUUCCUGGAUGGACAAGGUAGCUCUACCACAUAUAGGAUUUAUAUGCAACAAAACACAUCAAAGUUGUUGGUUGGUGCCCCAUUUUAACUGUAAUUUAUCCUUUCUUUCAUAAGUUAGAAAGAAUAAUCCAGCCUUUUUCAGCCUUUUUUGGCCAUAUUUUCAUGUUUUUGGAUCAUAAUAAUGCUUUAAGGUUGAAACGCUCAAACUCUAGAAGACAAAAAAGAGAAACACUAGAAAAGAGCGCUCAUGAUGGAAAUGCCAUUCAUAAUGCUUCUUUCCUAGUCAUGUUCGGUUCAUGGUUCGAUCAUGUGAAGAGCUGGCUGAAUGCUGAGGAGAAAGACCGCAUCAUGUACAUCUCCUACGAGGAGCUGUUUAUGGUGAGAUUUAUCUAUAACCCUCCUGCACAGACGUGAUCUCACCAGAAUACUCAGGCAGUACCAUGUGCUAAACUCUGCAGGAAGAUGAAACAAUGAGCCCCUCUCUGUGCUGCAGGACCUGAAGGACUCUGUGGCCAGGAUCGCGAAGUUCUUGGAGAAACCUCUGGAGGCUGAGGCGGUGGAGAAGAUCGCGGAUCGAUGUUUGUUCAAGAACAUGAAGCAGAACAACAUGUCAAACUACUCUUUGGUUCCUGCCGAAUACAUGGACCAGACCAAGUCAGAGUUUCUCCGCAAAGGUCAGUUUGAGUCUGUUCAAGCAGAAGGCGUUUGGCUGUUUAUAGUUUUUGAACAUCUAUUUGUAUGUAUCUAUUGUAUGUCUGUGAUUGUAGAAGAAUGGCACGAUUCCCUCCCAGUAAAAUUUAAGGUUGAAAAGAUAGUGCCCUUUAGAUGCCUUUUCAAUGCCGUAAGAGUGAUCAGGUGCCCUUUUGGUCGUUUUACCUCAUUCAUAUAAGGAUGCUUGCAUUUUAAAACAUGAUCUAUUACGUCAUCCAUCAUUCAUUUGUGUUUCAGGAAUCGCGGGCGACUGGAAAAACCAGCUGACAGAAGCCGAGGCAGAACGCUUUGACGCUGUUUACAAAGAGAAAAUGAAGGAUGUCACUUACAAAUUUGUCUGGGACUAAAACAAACAACCUGUUUGAAUUUAUGAUUUUAUUGUCUGUACGUCAUGACCACAUACACUAAAACAUGUAUAAUGUUUAAUGAUCUUUUCUGCUUCUUAGUAAGACUUUAUCGGUCUAUUUUUAACCUUACUACCUUUUUGUGUGUAAACAUACAUAAUAUUAAUUAACUGUGAAUAAAUACUAAACCUUUUUAUUAAGAA